GCGCACCGACCCGGUUUGAACCGCCGCUGCAGUCUCUUCUCAUCCAUCUCCUCCUCUGAACCAUCCGCGACUGCCUCACGCGUUCUUCUUUUUCUUUUCUUUUUUCUGUGUGUGGAAGAGAGAGGGAGUGUGUGUGAAUUUCCUGGUCCCACACACUCCGGGGUGCGAUGCCAUUCCUCCCCCAGGACGCGGAGCGCUUCGAUGGGCUGUCUCUACUUUACUGGACGAUCAUGGGCCCACAUGGCAUCAACCGAGCCGUCCAGAGGUUGGAGUUCUGCGACUGUAAAAAGGGACUCGGUGUGAAAAUAAUUGGAGGUUACAAAGAGCUGACAGGUGAAGAGUUUGGGAUAUAUAUCAAGCGGGUGAUCGCGGGCGGGUUGGCUGCUCUGGAUGGCCGGCUUAAGUCAGGUGACCUGAUUUUGGAUGUCAAUAACAUCAGCCUGAUCGGGGUGACCAAUGAGAGGGCGGUGGAGAUCCUGAGGACAGCUUCGCUCUCCAACCACAUGUCCCUGCUGAUCGCUAGAGACGAUGAAUCCAGGAGGGAGUUUGCAGAGCUGAUGGAGAAGUACGGCUCCAACAACAUUGCAGCUUCUGGUCGCAUCUCCCCGACACAGCUCCCCACAGUGAAGCUGAUGGACACAGCCUCGUCCUCCUCCUCAUCCCGGUCUGAGAGCCCCCAGCUCCUCAGUCCCAAAGAGGGGGUCACUGCCUACACCCAUGCCCCGCACUACACCGCCAACCCCGCCUACAACGUGCACGCACCCGUGCAUGCCUUCAGUGACAGUGUCAUUCAGUUGAUAUGUGUUGCCAAGGGAACAGGCCUGGGGCUCAUCAUCAAGGGAGGAGCCAACCGAGCUGAAGGACCAAUGGUGUUCAUUCAGGAAAUAGUGCCUGGAGGAGACUGCCAGAAGGACGGCCGGCUGCAGGUGGGGGACCAGCUGGUAUCCAUUAACAAAGAGUCUCUGAUCGGAGUGACAUACGAGGAGGCGAGGAGCAUCCUGACCCGCACCAAACUCAGACCCGACCCAACAGUGGAAAUAGCCUUCAUCAGGUGGAGGUCGUCAUCCAGCUCCAGCAGCGGGUCGCACAGCUCCGUCUGUCUGCAGGGCUGUGGAGGAGGAGGUGGGCCCCAAACGAGGGCCCCGGGACUGGGCUGUGCGCCUCAGCUGCCUGCCGUGGUCACCAAGAUCACCUCCAGCCGAAACCCUGCUUGUGAGACGCUACCGGCCGUUAACAUCACCCAGGUUCGAGUGUCUCCAGGACGAACGCAGCAGCCCCCACAGGCUGACCCCGUCACAGAGACCAGCCCUGACUCCACCAGCGCUCAUCCUCCUCAGAGGAAAUGCUCUCUGAGCGCCAGCUGCCGUCUCAAACUGGAGAGGCUGGAACAGGCUCUGGAUCUGAUUGGUCUGAAGCCGACAGAGACUCAGCGGCAGGCGCUCAGGUCCAGACUACGAGCUGAUCCGGCCGGUACGGUGGCCUUCACAGAUUUUGAGAGCCUGAUCCGUGAGCUGUUCAAGCCCCAGCUGGAGGAGCUGGUCGGUGCCCAGCCAGGGUCCACGUUCACAUCGGACGACCUGUCCAGCCUGUUGGAGUCGCCCACCAACCCGCAGCCGUCUCUGUCAGACUUGGAGGACCUGGAGGAGAUGGAGAGGCUGAGGAAGGAGCACAUCGAGGCUCUGAGGGAGAUAAAGAGGCUGCAGGAGCAGCUGGUGGAGUCUCAGAGAGUUCACCAUGAGAUGGAGGAGGAGCUCAGUAAAGCCAAACAGGAGGUGAAGGUUGGAGCAGAGGAGAGUCGAGCUCUGAGGAGUCGCAUCCAGCUGGCCGAGGAGGCCCAGAAGCAGGCCCGGGGCAUGGAGAUGGACUACGAGGAGGUGAUCCACCUGCUGGAGGCUGAGAUCGCAGAGCUGAAGACUCAGAGAGUGGAGCAUCCGGUGCCGACCAAGAAGGAGGAGACGGAGGAGCUGAGGAAGAGGGUGGCGGUCCUGGAGUGUCAGCUACGGAAGAGCGAAGCGAACAAAAAGAGUUUUGAGAUGACAACGGGAAAGCUGCUGAACUUUGUGGAGAACGUCCAGGAGUUCUUGUUGGAAAGUCAUGGACCCACAAAGAGCUACAGCUCUGGAGACGUUAAGGCCGGCCCGUCGUCUCAUGUCCUUCCUCCUCGCUAUAAGAAGAGUCCGUGGACGGCAGCCACGCUGGCCCAGGAGGCGAAGGAGCUCACCCAGACGGUCAGGGCCAUCCUGGAGGUGGACUUGCUGACCUUCUAGAGGAGGACAGCGUGUCGGCUGGACGUCCCUCACCGCUCCUCGUCUCCUCACCUCCUGCUAACAGACUCGUGUUUGAAACCUGCAUGAAACAUGUUCGUCUCUGAGAGGCAGCUGAUUGGUCAGCACACGUCUUCUGGAGCGCCAGCACCGAACAGCAGCUUGGUCCCGGUGUGUCGACCUGCAGUCGGCUGGGACGGCAUUCCCGGCGUUCCUGCAGGUCGAUGCACCGAAAGAGGCCUCCUGAGAAGCUGAUGGACCACGUGAAUGUUUCCCAGUUUGGCCCAUUGGUCCGUUUUUGUCAUGUGACCAGAGUUAUGGCACCACAUCUGUCAACUUUCAUCUCAAAUCAACAGGAAUGACAUUGUCCCUCAAAAAAUCCAACAAAAUCUCUUAAAUAUAUAAAUCCUUCUCAAAAUUUUGAAUUAUUCUGACUUCACCAAAGCUCAUGUUUUUUUUUAUGACAACGUUCACUUUAAGUGUUUUUUUUCUUUCUGUCAUAAAGAAAUCAGAUUUUAGAAGACGUGAAAUCUAAAAGGUGCCUGAACUUGUUCCACAUCGUGAGAAAUGGAUGAAGCUCCCCAAACGUUGGUGUCGUCCUCCAGCUGUGACCCAGCUUCUGUUUCUGUAUCAGUAAAAACCUUCAUCCAACAACCAGUAGGUCAACAUAAAGCUGAGUAUCAGGUUGGUGGGACCUGUAGCUAACGCUCCCUCCUGGGCGGGGCUUCCUGUAGCUUCCUGUUUCCUGCUCAGCGUUCAGUGGUCGAGCGGCCCGACGCUCGUCUUUGUGCAGUAGAUUAGCCGACUAAACGAAGCAUCGUCCAACAGCACAGGAGGAGACAUCCAGCACGUCCGACACACCCAGAUGUGGUCCGACCCGGUCCAGCCUGAGCCUGGUUAGAGUCAUCCGCUGCCUCAGAGCUGAUAUCCUGAAAGGGAUCAGGUUCAGUUCUUUGUCCAAAGCUGCCGCUCUGUAAAAUAUGGUCGUCGUUUCUGUGUUUGACCAGCUGGGCUGUGAUGUACAUGAUGAAUAAAAAGUUUUCAUUCAAACACG
Messenger RNA from Melanotaenia boesemani (Boeseman's rainbowfish), 3318 nucleotides. RefSeq names its product syntaxin binding protein 4 (gene stxbp4). The coding region runs from base 168 to 2267 and encodes 699 amino acids. NCBI's taxonomy places the organism in Eukaryota, Metazoa, Chordata, Actinopteri, Atheriniformes, Melanotaeniidae. The transcript is spliced from 21 exons. Gene Ontology annotation, molecular function: syntaxin binding. The record is from RefSeq and is a predicted model, not a curated record. Gene Ontology annotation, biological process: insulin receptor signaling pathway; regulation of insulin secretion involved in cellular response to glucose stimulus. Gene Ontology annotation, cellular component: cytoplasmic vesicle.